Messenger RNA from Bombus huntii, 1428 nucleotides. RefSeq names its product venom serine protease Bi-VSP-like. NCBI's taxonomy places the organism in Eukaryota, Metazoa, Arthropoda, Insecta, Hymenoptera, Apidae. The coding region runs from base 1 to 636 and encodes 211 amino acids. Gene Ontology annotation, biological process: proteolysis. Gene Ontology annotation, molecular function: serine-type endopeptidase activity. The record is from RefSeq and is a predicted model, not a curated record. The transcript is spliced from 7 exons.
AUGUGGCGUGAUCCGAACGUAGUGGGGGUCGCCUUCCAGAAAAAACGAAAAAAAUCGAAAGGCGUUCAGAACUUUUCGAGAAGUCGAACCGUCAACACAUGUGGCGCUUGGCCAUGGAUCGUUGCAUUAGGUUUUCGUAAUCCCCGAAACCCAGACAAACCACUAUGGAAGUGCGGAGGUUCCCUGAUAUCGGCUAGGCAUGUUUUGACCGCAGCACAUUGUGCACAUAUGGAUGGAAUAGAAAACAUACACAAUCAUAAUAUUGCCAUUCUUAGAUUGGUGGAGGAGGUGCCAUUUUCGAGGUACGUAUAUCCCAUUUGUACGAAAGAGCUCCUGCGAAAGAGCAACUUCGUCGGCUAUAACCCCCUUGUUGCUGGAUGGGGAGCAUUAAGAUAUAGACGACCACGACGUAAUGCAUUAAUGGAAGUACAAAUGCCAGUGAUUAAGAACGCCGAAUGCAAAAUAGCUUAUUCCAAAUUUCCUAAUGCACCUGAUGUCACUGAUGGUAUAAUAUGCGCCGAACGUGCUCAGGGUGGAAAGGAUUCUUGUACGGCUGACCGCGGCGGACCACUGCUGAUACAACAUGAAUUAACCUCGUAUUUAAUAGAUUAUAGAUUCCUAUACGACUCUCAGUAAAAAUUUAUCCGCACUCCAGAUAGUUAAAACUUCUGUCGACCGUAUUGAUCCAUCUGCACUCUUCGUAUGACGUCAAUAUCUGUUCAGUGCUGCUGCGCAGGUUUCUUUGUGUUACGUCAAUUCGUUUGUGACCGUUGCGCGAGUAAUGGCGCUUUGCAAUGGUGAUUUGCAGGAAAACAGUGCAGAAUGCUGUGAUUCGUUUCUUGUGGUCGGAGGUUAUGUUUGAUGCCUAUAUUUAUCAAAGAUUUAAUGCACAUUAUGGAGAAAGUGUUUUGUCACGAAGUGUGUUUGAAUGGGCACAAAAGUUCAAAGAAGAUCGCACAAGUGUUAUGAAAAAACAGGUGGACGCUCGUCCACAUCCACGAUGACAACAUUGAACGUGCUCAUGAACUUAUGCUCUAUGGAAUAGACGAGUGACACUGGAUAAUGUGGCAAAUCAUUUGCAAAUCAGCCACGGCUCUGCUUAUGCAAUAGUGCACGACAGAUUUGGGUUUUAAAAAGUUUGUGCGAGAUGGAUGCCGAAAAAGCUGAUGAAAAGGUGAAGACGACGAUGCAUUCGUGGUUCGCAGCUCAGCCCAAAACAUUUUUUAAUGAGAAAAUACGAAGGUCCUUCGGCAAAUGGACAAAGUGUAUACAGAAAUUGAGUGAUUAUGUCAAAAAAUGAUGUAUGUCUUUUUUGACAAUUGCUUAAAACAAAUUCUACACCGACAGAGCGGGCUGUUAAUCUAGAGGCUGGAGUACAAAGAAGUGGCACAAUGAUGUGGGCUGAUGACAUUUAUAAUUAUCAAGGAA